GGUAACUUUCAUUCUUGCAGUGUUUCUGGUCAAUUUGCUAUAAUCACUAUGGCUUUUCGAGCACGAUCAGUGGCUCUCUUCCGCUGGGGCCAUGGUCCUCGCUCGGGGAUGCUAUGUAGGGGCCGUGGUAUGGCUACAGUCUCGGGUGCGAGACCAUACGAUGUCGUCGUUAUCGGAGGUGGUCACGCAGGCUCCGAAGCCUGCGCCGCCGCAGCCCGCUCCGGAGCUCGAACCGCACUCGUCACACCCUCGCUCUCGAACAUCGGCGUAUGCUCGUGCAAUCCCAGUUUCGGAGGGAUUGGAAAGGGUACAAUGAUCCGGGAGGUAGAUGCAAUGGAUGGAGUCGCCGGCCGGAUCAUCGACAAAGCGGGUGUUAUGUUUCGGAUGUUGAAUAGGAAGCAGGGCCCGGCUGUUUGGGGCCCCCGCGCGCAGAUCGAUCGUGAUUUGUAUAAGAGGUAUAUGCAGGAGGAGCUUGUUGGGACGGAGGGAUUGAGCGUUGUCGAGGGGAAGGUGGCGGAUAUUGUUGUUUCCAAGGAGGGGAUGGAGGAUACUCCUGGGGCGCAGGGCAAGAUUGUUGGAGUCAGGCUUGAGUCCGGGGAGGUCAUUCCUACCGGACGGGUUGUUAUUACAACAGGAACUUUCCUGGGCGGAGAAAUCCAUAUCGGACUUGAUGUUUUCCCGUCGGGGCGCAUGGGAGAAGCUGCGACGUUUGGACUGAGCAAGUCUUUGCGUGAUGCUGGCUUCCAACUGGGACGAUUGAAGACAGGAACUCCGCCACGAUUGGAUUCGAAAACGAUUAACUAUGCGCCUCUGGAGGUUCAGAAAGCCGAUUCGCCGCCACAGCCGUUCUCCUAUCUCAAUAAUACCGUGCAGGUGGGUGACAAAGGUCAGCUCACUUGCUGGCUAACCUAUACCAACGAGGCCGCCCACGAUAUCAUCCGUGCCAACCUGGACAAGUCCGUCCACAUUCGUGAAACAGUCAGAGGUCCCCGGUACUGUCCUUCCUUGGAAUCAAAAAUCAUUCGGUUUCACGAUAAACAGAGGCACUUGAUCUGGCUGGAACCGGAAGGGUUCGCACCCAAUGAUGUUAUCUAUCCGAACGGUAUCUCGAUGACCGUUCCCGCAGAUGCUCAGUAUGAAAUGCUGCGGAAGGUUCGUGGCUUGGAGAACGUGACUAUGCUCCAACCAGGCUAUGGUGUUGAAUACGACUAUAUUGAUCCCCGCAAUCUCAAACCGACAUUGGAAACCAAACUGAUCAGCGGUCUCUACCUUGCUGGACAAAUCAACGGUACAACCGGCUACGAAGAAGCAGCCGGACAAGGUAUCAUCGCCGGAACCAAUGCCGGUCUAGACGCACAAGGCCGAACACCCCUCACCCUAGGCCGCUCAGACGGCUUCAUCGGCAUCAUGAUCGACGACCUCAUCACCAAGGGCGUAUCCGAACCCUACCGCAUGUUCACCACCCGAAGCGAAUACCGCAUCUCCAGCCGCGCAGACAACGCAGACCUCCGUCUAACCCGCAAGGCCCGCGAUGCCGGCAUCGUCACAGACAAGCGCUGGCGCCACUUCAGCGACACAGAAGGCCAAAUUGGCGAACUCAUGGACCUCCUCGGGAAUACGCGCCUCACGUCCAACGCCUGGUCCCGUAGGGGCUUCGGCGUGCGCGCUGAUACCUCCACCCGCUCUGCACUCGACAUCCUCGCCCUGCCAAAUAUCGAAGUCGACUCUCUAAUCCCCCAUAUUACCUCCACCCCCAGCACCGCAUACAACCCCUCAUCAUUCUCCCCAGAAGUCCGCGCCCGCGUCGGCAUCGAAGGCCGCUAUGCACCAUACGUCAAACGUCAAGAGACAAUGGCGAGAAAAUACCAACACGACGAGAACCUGUCACUCCCCGCUGAUCUUGAUUACUCCAAAAUCCGGGGAAUCAGCACCGAAGAGCGCCAUGCACUGGAGCGCGUGCGGCCUGUUAGCAUCGGUAUGGCGAGACGCAUUGAAGGUGUUACACCUGCUGGUGCAUUACAGUUGGUGUUUCAUUUGAAGAGGUUUGGAGGGAAGAAGGGGCUUGCGGGGAGGGAUGCUGAGAGUGUCACGGAGGAAGUUUUGGGGGCUGCUCCUUGAUUUCAUAGAUCUGGGGGCGGAACUUUUUUAUGUGAUAUGUAUAUCAUGCAUCUAUACACCGGCGCUUGGGAUUGAUUAUAGGGUUCAAGGGUGGAGUCUUUGUUUUAUUGGAUGAUAUAAAAUGUCUAUUUUGAUACCAUGCUUUGCCAUUUGGUUAUUAUAUGCCAGUUUCGUGUAGUC
Aspergillus ruber CBS 135680 is the source of this 2298-nucleotide messenger RNA. RefSeq names its product tRNA modification protein MTO1. NCBI's taxonomy places the organism in Eukaryota, Fungi, Ascomycota, Eurotiomycetes, Eurotiales, Aspergillaceae. Gene Ontology annotation, cellular component: cytosol. Gene Ontology annotation, molecular function: flavin adenine dinucleotide binding. The coding region runs from base 49 to 2118 and encodes 689 amino acids. The transcript has 2 exons. Gene Ontology annotation, biological process: tRNA methylation; tRNA wobble uridine modification. The record is from RefSeq and is a predicted model, not a curated record.